Messenger RNA from Penicillium roqueforti, 426 nucleotides. RefSeq lists its product as uncharacterized. The transcript is spliced from 2 exons. The record is from RefSeq and is a predicted model, not a curated record. Bases 1 to 426 code for a protein of 141 amino acids. NCBI's taxonomy places the organism in Eukaryota, Fungi, Ascomycota, Eurotiomycetes, Eurotiales, Aspergillaceae.
AUGCAUUUUCUAUUAUUUGCACUUUGCACAGUGCUGUGCUCUCGGGUGCUCGGUCACCCCUAUGCCUCUGAAACCACACCAUGGAUCUCAGCCACAGCGACAUCCGUUGAUUUAUGGGAAGACCCAGAGCCGAGUGAGAGACACCACUGCGACAACCGACUCUACUACAUCCACAGAUACCACAACCGACACAACCACAUCUACAACAUCUACUUCAACAACAUCUACGACAUCUACGACCGCAAGUUCCACAUCCUCAACAUCUACCUCUACAUCCGAGACAUCUACAUCUACAACAUCUACAACCACAUCUGCCAGCUCGACUACCAGUUCGACUACCAGUUCGAGUACCAGUUCAAGUACCAGCAGCUCCACGGCUACAACCAGCAGCACCUCAUCAACCACAAGUGCAUCAACGACAACUAG